Messenger RNA from Chrysochloris asiatica (Cape golden mole), 6409 nucleotides. Its product is annotated as KIAA1549-like ortholog. Lineage: Eukaryota; Metazoa; Chordata; Mammalia; Afrosoricida; Chrysochloridae. The record is from RefSeq and is a predicted model, not a curated record.
AUGGUACCUCUUUUCAACGUCUGCAUCCCGCCUCUGAGCGCAGCAGUGGCCCCUGAGGCUGAGCCUUCACUUUUCCAGACCACAGACUCAGUGACAGUAGAAAAGACCAGCAGAAAGUUUGCCCCUACCCCUGUGAAUGACUCUGCUCACCCGCCGCAUUUGUCAGCAGCUCCAGAGCAUUUCGGAGAGGCUGCCCUUCCAACUGAACACACCUCUUCCUCUUUGGUACCACUUCUGCCUUCUACCACCACAAGUCAUGGGAAAACCAUCCCUUCUGCUCCUGCAUCUCCAUCGAACAGCACAGCAGACCCUCCCUCCAUCUUCACUUUCCACCAGCCAGCACAAAAUCAUGCCUCUCCAUCCAGCGUGCCAAAAUCGCCAACUCAUCUAGAAGAGGGCAAUGGUGGGUCUCCGCCCACUGCAACUACAGACUUCCUCCUCUCCAGCAAUGCUCCCAAUCAUCUUUCCAGGACUUGGACAUUUCCCUUGCAGACAGAGGGUAGUGUGACAUCUGUUUUAAAGGAAAAUGAAAAGGCAAAUAUGACGGUUCCUGUCUGGGCCCUUCCAAGUAAAGAGAUUUCAAGUCUUCGCACUGUAAACAGAUUCACUUCUGAUUUUAGCACUGAUCCGAUUUCAUCUACUGUCAUUACAACACUGAGGACAAAUCUCACCCCUUUAGAAUUACCUCUACCAUCUAUCCCAUCCAUCCAAACCAGCCGGACUAGUUCCCCAUCUGCUAGUGUUUCCAGUACCAAGGCAGAGACUUACGCAGCUGCUGGAGACACUUCUGGGUUCCCAGCUUCAACUUCCAAGCAGGUGACAGCAUUUUCCUCUUCCACCGAUGUUUAUGAGUCUUCAACAACGGGACACAUGAAAAAGCCAGCAAUCGCAGAUGUUUUCUGGAGUUCUUUUUUGGCAGAAACAGAGCCACCAAUAUCUGACUUGCUGCAGCAAGCAAAUUAUGAUUUAAAUGGACACACAACUAAUUCCACAAGAUGGAAAACUCAUUCAUCUUCAGCCACUGCUACCAGAGGCUUAAUGUCAGCUGCCGGUGCAAUAAGCACUCAGGCUUUCAAGGCUACUGCUGGGUACUCAGAGACUACAAAAGGCUUCAGUGUCCAGGAGCCAUUCCUUGGCACAAGCAUAAACCAGCCCAUACAACAGCCAAAUGUUACCAGGAUUGGCAAUGAUAGAGAUUUGGGGCCCACAAGCAAUAGCAGCCAUACUAGAGACUUCCAAACAGCUGAGGUUGAAGAUUACCCAUCCAUGAGUCAACAUUCUGGGUCUCAUCCCCAUUUACAGCUGCCUGUUCAUCCAACACAUCCUCUUUUGCCAACUUUGCCAAGUCUAACUGCUCCAGCUGGUUUGCAGGAAAUGCUUUCAGACGGAAUAGCUACAAGAUCCCAAAUUUCCAGCGACCCUUAUCCAUCAUCUGGGAUAAAUGCUUCCACGCCACUCUGGAGUAUCCUGAGAUAUCACUCUACUGCUCAGUCUCCUCCUGUAUCAUCCAGUGCCUUAUUCAGGACACCCUCCAAAGUGCAGCUGGCUUCACAACACCCCAAGAAAUGGACAGUGGACUCCUCCGUAUUGUCCAACGCAGAACCAACAGCAGCGUCAGCAGCCACAGUGUUUCUGAGGAAAUCGAGUCCACCAGCUCUGUCUGCAGCCCUGGUCGCUAAGGGCACCGGAAGCAGCCCUUCAGCCGUGGCUGCGGGAUUAGCCAAGAGCAGUUUGACCACCACUCUAGCAAAAAAUGUCACAAGCAAGGCAGCACCUGGCCCAAAGGUGACACCGGGAGCUAUCCAUCCAGCUUUCCCGUUCACACCCACCUACAUGUUUGCAAGGACAGCACACACCAUGAGCACACAUACAGAUGCAAGGACACACGGUCACUGCUUUUGGCCUAUUGUCCACAACACACCUCCCCAGAAACCACAAGCCAUGCACACGGACCUUCCAAACCCCACCAACUCAGAGAUACCCAAAGCCUACACCCCACGCCCACUGACAAUCACUGCAGCGUUAACAUCCAUCACCGCUUCAGCGAAGGCCACCCGGUUUCCGCCUUUGCCAGCAGAGAACACAGAUGCUGCUCUUCCCGCUGUGUCCACUGAAGUGGUCACGACUGGCAAAAUGGUGUCCAACUUGGAGUGUCAGAUGUCCAGUAAGGUGCUGGUGAAGACAGUUCUCUUUCUGAGCCAAAGGAGAGUGCAAAGCAGUGAAUUUUUGAAGCUCAGUGUGGCCAAAGGGCUCACACAGGCAUUGCGGAAAGCCUUCCACCAGAGUGACGUCUCUGCUCACGUGGAAAUUCUGGAACAUUCGCACAACAUCACAGUUGGUUAUUAUGCUACCAAGGGGAGGCUGGUGUACCUGCCUGCAGUAGUUGUUGACAUGCUAAGUGUUUAUGGUGUCAGCAAUGUUACUGCGGAUCUGAAGCAACACACCCCAAACUUGCAGUCUGUGGCAGUACUUGCCUCCCUGUGGAAUCCUGAGCCUGCAGGCUACUUCCAGCUAAAAACAGUGCUGCAGUUUGUGAGUCAAUCUGACAACAUUCAGUCCUGCAAGUUUGCUCAGACAAUGGAGCAGAGGCUGCAGAAGGCAUUCCAGGAUGCUGAGAGGAAGGUCCUGAAUACCAAAAGCAACUUGGCAAUUCAGAUUGUGAGCACGUCCAACGCCUCCCAGACAGUCACCUUGGUGUACGUGGUGGGCAAUGAGAGCACAUUCCUCAACGGCACUGUGGCCAGCAGCCUCCUCAGCCAGCUGUCAGCUGAGCUGGUGGGAUUCUACCUCACCUACCCACCGCUCACCAUUGCUGAACCUCUGGAAUACCCUAAUCUUGAUAUAUCAGAAACAACUAGAGACUACUGGGUGAUAACAGUUCUGCAGGGUGUGGACAACUCGCUGGUGGGCCUGCACAACCUGAGCUUCGCCCGGGUCAUGGAGCAGCGCCUGGCUCAGCUCUUCAUGAUGUCCCAGCAACAAGGCCGGCGCUUUAAACGGGCCACCACGCUAGGAAGCUACACCGUGCAGAUGGUAAAGAUGCAGCGUGUGCCAGGGCCAAAGGACCCAGCGGAACUGACUUACUAUACACUGUACAAUGGGAAGCCUUUGCUGGGGACGGCAGCAGCCAAGAUCCUGAGCACCAUCGACUCCCAGAGGAUGGCCUUGACCCUGCAUCAUGUUGUUCUUCUACAAGCUGACCCUGUGGUGAAGAACCCACCCAACAACCUGUGGAUCAUCGCUGCUGUGCUGGCCCCCAUCGCUGUCGUCACGGUGAUCAUCAUCAUCAUCACUGCUGUGCUCUGCAGGAAGAACAAGAAUGACUUUAAGCCAGACACCAUGAUGAACCUGCCUCAGAGAGCAAAGCCAGUGCAAGGCUUUGAUUAUGCCAAGCAGCACCUCGGCCAGCAAGGGGCAGAUGAGGAGGUCAUCCCUGUGACUCAGGAAACAGUGGUCCUUCCACUCCCUAUUAGAGAUGCUCCUACCUCUCAGGAAAGAGACCUCGCUCAGGACGGAAGCACCAUCAAGACUGCCAAAUCCACAGAGACCAGAAAGAGCAGGUCUCCCAGUGAGAACGGCUCUGUCAUCAGCAACGAAUCAGGAAAGCCCAGCUCUGGGAGGCGCUCGCCCCAGAAUGUAAUGGUACAGCAGAAAGUGACAAAGGAGGAGGCAAGGAAGAGAAAUGUGCCAGCAAGUGAUGAAGAGGAGGGAGCAGUUCUUUUUGACAACUCUGGCAAGGUGGCCACUGAUCCCUUUGACUCGUCUUCCGGCUCCGUGCAGCUCAUUGCAAUAAAGCCCCCUGCGCUCCCUGUGGUCCACCCAGCCUCAGACAGGAGCCAGGAGCCAGCUGUCCUCAAUGGUGAGGUGAACAAAGCUCUGAAGCAGAAGUCAGACAUAGAGCACUAUCGGAACAAGCUGCGCCUCAAAGCCAAGAGGAAGGGCUAUUAUGAUUUCCCUCCGGUGGAGAUGAACAAGGGUCUGACUGAAAGAAAAAAGAUAUAUGAAAAAGCCCCAAAGGAAAUGGACCACAUUUUGGAUCCAGACCCAGAACUCUGUGGCCCCUUCACUGAAGCUAAAAACAGGCAACAGAUGAAGAACUCUGUCUACAGAAGCCGGCAAUCUCUGAACAGCCCAAGUCCAGGGGAAACUGAGAUGGACCUUCUGGUGACACGGGAGCGACCCCGGCGUGGAAUCCGCAACAGCGGCUAUGAUACGGAACCGGAAAUCAUAGAGGAAACUAACAUUGACAGAGUUAACGAACCCCGGGGCUAUAGCAGGUCACGGCAGGUGAAAGGCCACUCGGAGACCUCCACACUGAGCUCUCAGCCCUCCAUCGACGAGGUCCGACAACAGAUGCACAUGCUGCUAGAAGAGGCCUUCAGCUUGGCGUCCGCGGGCCACGGGGGUCAGAAUCGGCACCAGGAGACCUAUGGCUCGGCACAGCACCUGCCCUACUCGGAGGUGGUGACCAGUGCUCCUGGAACCAUGACUCGGCCCAGGGCAGGAGUGCAGUGGGUGCCCACCUACCGACCUGAAAUGUACCAGUACAGCCUGCCGCGACCCGCCUACAGGUUUUCCCAGCUUCCUGAAAUGGUCAUGGGCUCUCCCCCUCCACCUGUACCUCCCCGGACUGGUCCUGUGGCUGUAGCUUCUCUGAGGCGAUCCACCUCGGACAUAGGCAGCAAACCAAGAAUGGCUGAGUCCACAGGCCCGGAGCCGGCCCAGCUGCACGACAGCGCCUCCUUCGCUCAGGUGUCCAGAGGCCCCGUAUCUGUGGCGCAGUUGGAUCAGUCGGCGUUAAAUUACUCAGGUAAUACGGUGCCGGCAGUGUUUGCCAUCCCAGCUGCCAACAGACCUGGCUUCACUGGCUACUUCAUCCCAACACCUCCUUCAUCCUACAGAAACCAGGCCUGGAUGUCCUACGCAGGAGAGAACGAGCUCCCGGGCCAGUGGGCCGACUCGGUCCCCCUCCCAGGAUACAUUGAAGCUUACCCCCGGUCACGUUAUCAGCAGAAUUCACCAUCAAGGCUGCCUCGCCAGUACAGCCAGCCAUCGAACCUACACCCUAGCUUGGAGCAGGCCCCAGUGCCCUCCGCCGCAGCUUCGCAGCAGAGCCUUGCAGAGAACGACCCUUCCGACACACCUCUGACCAACAUCUCCACGGCAGCCCUCGUCAAGGCCAUUCGGGAAGAGGUGGCCAAACUGGCCAAGAAGCAGACAGACAUGUUUGAGUUCCAGGUCUAAUGCCUUGCUACUAGGGGUCUCUUGACUUCUAAACUCUGAGGAAACAGUCUUGAGAUUUCUCAAGCCUACCAUGUUGGGACUUGUGAGAAGGCAAAGACAUGUGCUGCUCACCCUCCAUUUCUGAUAAAGUGAACUGUGGUACUUCUGAGAAACAGAAAACUCUUAACUGACUGGCUUCUUGGCUCAUUCAACUAAUCAUGUGUCAAAAGUCCCUGCUUGGGUUCUUAUGUUUGACAUUGUGUUGUGUUAAAUGUAAGAAGCGUGGGUAUGUUUCCCUGUGGAGCGUUAGUCACAAAAGGUACUAGCUAAUCUACAGGUUCCUGUGCAAUGCCACAUUUUAAUGAAUCACCGGGGGGAGAAUCUAGCUCUAUCUUCAGUGACCUCUGCAUGUUAACUCUAUUUCUGUGUUCAACCCAAUGCAGAAGUGUGGAUUAAGCACCAGACUGUACUCUCUUUCAUUCAGCCCUGACUGUCUUCGUAAAAAUCAUCUCCAGCCUAUGAGGGAGGUGCUGACUCCAGCUAAGGAACUUGAGUCCUUUUCUUUCAGAAGUUCAGAUUCAAAGUCAAAUGAGUUGCAGGAAAAUCAGUACUAUCAGUGGCUGUGCCUAUAAAUAGCCCUGACUCUCCUCCCUCCCCCAUUGAUUAAACAAAAGCCAAGGAAGAAAGGAAAUGAGAAGGGAUGGUGGAUUUGUGUAGAUGGGGUUUUGAAAAGGUGUUGUCAUUUGGAAACAGAGUACCUUACAAGUUGGAAUUGAACUGAAAGAACAUAGGUGCUAAGAGCUUUUAGGAUCCUACAAAAGAAAAACAGUUAUGUGUGGAGGUGUUUCUAUGCCCUGCAUUGAAGAUGGCCUGAGAAUGGAGCAUCCCUCUUUUUUAGAAUAAUAGUUCACCGACUUUUAUAAGAAAACCUCUGUCUAUUCAACAAUCGUGUCCAGCAUGUGCUGCCAAGUGCUACAAAAGGAAACAGUAAUAGGUGCCUGUUAGAAACUGGAGUGGGGGACCCACACUCUCCCUAAGUUGCAGCAAGUGUGUAUAGAAUCUUACGAAUGUAGAAAAUCGGUUGCUUUGUGUUAAGUGUCAGUAACAUUUUUCAAAGUGUAUGGAGUUAGUCAGAUAUCUAUAGUUCAUGGACACAGAGGACAUUUGCUGAAAUAACAGGGUGACC